This is a messenger RNA of Rhopalosiphum padi (bird cherry-oat aphid), 3939 nucleotides long. RefSeq names its product USP6 N-terminal-like protein. The coding region runs from base 330 to 1892 and encodes 520 amino acids. The record is from RefSeq and is a predicted model, not a curated record. The transcript is spliced from 9 exons. NCBI's taxonomy places the organism in Eukaryota, Metazoa, Arthropoda, Insecta, Hemiptera, Aphididae.
GUCCGAGUGUGGCGUGUGUUUGUGUCUGUUUUGGGUUCCGUGAUAUCACUAUAUCAGCGCCGACGGACGACGACCUAAUACCGUAUGCGUCUGUGUUAAAAUUUUAGGACGGUUUAUUUAUUUUUUGUGUCGUUCACUCGUCUUCCGUUUAUUCACAUACAACUACCUACCAUGGCCUACAUAGCAAAAUGCCGCUGACAUCUGAGAUUCGUCGACGUCUCACUCGGCACAGCACUGAGGCAUAAGGUCAGAAGACGCAACGACGACAACGUUACACCACAGUCGUGACGGACAGUGCGCGACGGCCAUGAGAAACAUUUGUCACUGUGAUGAAUGAGGACGAGAUAGCUGAUAAAGUAUACGAGGAGAGAGAGAGAAUUGUUGAUCUAUAUAGGAAUGGACCCGGGGACGGAACAAUUAUAGAUCCUGUUGAUGAUCCUGCAUUCAAUGACUAUUACAAACUUGAUAGAUUUGGAUUCAUAAUAAGUGAUGAGUCAAAGUUUAAAAAAGAAGAUCCUCAAGAGAUAAAAAUCGAAGUAACCCGAGAACAAAAAUGGCUGAAAAUGAUCUCCAAUUGGGAUGGUCUAUCCCGAGAAAAACUCAAAAGACGCGUUUACAAAGGCAUUCCAAAUUCAUUACGAGGUAAAGUGUGGGCCAAACUAUUGGGUGUUGAUCAACUCACAGAUGAUCAGAAAAAUAAAUACAAACAUAUGUGUGAGUUGGCAUGGGAGCAUUCACCAGAUGUGAGACAAAUUGAUUUAGAUGUGAAUCGAACAUAUCGAGAACAUAUCAACUUCCGACAACGUUACAAUUUGAAGCAACAAGAAUUAUUUAAUAUACUAUCUGCAUAUAGUAUUUAUAAUUUAGAUAUUGGUUAUACUCAGGGAAUGUCACAAAUUGCAGCAUUACUAUUGAUGUAUUUAAGUGAAGAUGAAGCUUUCUGGGCAUUAUCUACUCUUAUUUCCCAUAACAAGUAUCAUAUGCAUGGUUUUUUUAUACCUGGAUUUCCUAAGUUAAUACGUUUUCAAGAUCACCAUGAUAAAAUAAUGAAUAAGUUAUUACCUAAGUUAAAAAAACAUUUGGAUAAAAAUGGAGUUGAAACUGGAUUAUAUACUUUAAAAUGGUUCUUCCAAUGUUUUUUGGACAGAAUACCAUUUAAAUUGACUUUAAGAGUAUGGGAUACAUUUUUACUAGAAGGUGACAAAAUAUUAUCAGCUAUGGCAUAUUGCUUGUUAAAAUUACAUCGCCACCAGCUAUAUGCUUUAGGAAUGGAUGAUAUACUUAAUUUUUUACAAGUAAAAUUGGAACAAAAUUAUCAACAUACAGCAGAUUAUACCAUAGAAAAACUUCAAGAAUGUCUUAUUGAAUUAAAAAAAUAUAAACUCGAUAAUGCUGGCCUGCCAUCUCCAAGUGAAAAAUUAAAAAGAGAGCUUGGAAUAUUUAAUCCUGAUGAUAUCCCUGUUAGAAAGCCUCAAAUCAAUGGAGUGGAUAAAAAAAGAAAACCCAUAAAUACAGACCAAAUUCAUAGUUCACCUGAACAGGAUUCACAACGUCAAGGUUCAAUUAUUACAAAUGGUAAAAACAGUUUAGAUGAUGUUAGCUCAAUUGUUGGAGACAGUUCUAGACGCUCAUUGCUGGACACUAGUGUAACUUCUGCAGCUACGACUACAGUGUCUCCACAAAGCAUUCAAAAUGAUGAUGCUGGAUCGGAUGUUACAUGUGUGAGCCCACAACCUGAUGUGCUUCGCAUAUAUGUGCCAUACGAUACUCCAACAAAGAAAUCUCCUACUUCUGUUUCAAACAAAAUUACAACAAUACAGGUGAUGGACGAGAUAGCCACUCCUACUGUGGAAACAGAUGGUAUGUUUAAAGCGGUGUCUACUAUAAACUAAUCAUUUGUUGAAUUAGUGAUAUACUAAAUUGGCUGUGAUUGAAUAUAUAGUUGGUGACUACUCUAUGACUAUAAGCAGUGCUACUUUUCAUGUAAAUUAGUUAUACCUUUUUUGUAUUUUUGUGUACAGUACACAAUUUGUUCUUGGCAAGAAGCUUAGAUGUAGCUUAAGUACAGUAGUUUAAAUAAAAUUUCAUUAAUCGUAUAAUUUAUACCUCAACAAGUCAUUAAUUUAAAUUAUUUUAUAAUAAAAUGGUGCAGAAAUUAAAUCAACAGCUGUUAACUCCUAUAUUGAUUUUAAUUAUUUACAACAUAAUUUGUAAAAAUAAAUAUAAUUUUUUAUAAAUUAUACUACCUCUUAACUUCAAUAAUCUAUACUUAUUUUAUAACUAUAUAGUUCAACUUUUAAUAUUAUUUCAAUUUCUUAGUAACAUUUAAUGUGAUUACAAUAUUAAUAUUCAAGAAAACAAUAACUAUAUUUGAUAAUAUACUUUAUUUAUCUUGCAUGAUGUCUAACAUUUUGAGUUACAUAAAAAUUAUAAAUAACAUUAAUAUGACUAUUUUGACUUCCUAUAAAAGUUUAAAUGUUUUAAUUAUAAAAUAGUAAAUUUAUAAAAAAUAAUGUUGUUUAUUUAUACAAUUAUACAAUUAAAUUAGAUCUCUUACUUAUUUUACAAUUAUAUUCAUAUACAUUAUCAUACUUGUAUGUGGUUUAUAAUACAAUUAAUUAAUGAGCUAUUGUAGUUUAUGCAAUUGUACACAUAAUACCUAAAAUAUUAACUUAUUUUUAUUUUAGUAGAAUAUGAUUGAGAUAAUUUACCUCAAAUUUAUUAUAAUAUAAAUGUAUUGCCUUCUAUUCAGAUUAAAUUUAAUUAAAUACUUUAUUUUAUAAAUAAAAUCAUUAAUACAUUUCUUAAUGUUAAUAAUUAAAAUAAGUAUUACAACAAUAUAUCACAUGACGAUAUUAUUACAAUUUCUUAUUAAAAGUAUGUUCACUAUCUAACUAUCAGUAUUAAAGUAAAAAAGAUAAGUAUCAAAGUAAUAAAAGUGUUAACUAAUUAAUUUAUGUUGUAGUUGAAUGAUUUAAUAAUCAUUUAGGUUAAUUGUAAAAAAUACAUUUGUAUUGUUUAUUUUAAAUGUAAAUUAGAGAAAAAAAAUACUUUUGGACGCUAUCAUUAUGUAACUGAAUGCUCUCUUUCAAUAUAAGACUAAAUUCAUUAUUCAUUCCAGACUUUUUGUAUUUUGCACAAAUAAAUAAAAUGUACAUAAUAUUAAAUUAGCUAAGGUUGCCAGUUGACUAUAGAAAUAUGAAUGUAUUAAAGAGAAAUAAUAAUUAUAAGCAACAAUUUAUUUUAUGAAAGAAAAUUGAUGUGUAUUUUGACAUAGAAAUAUAAUUGUUUUUAACAAAUGCCUUAGAUUGUCUUAUAAAUUAAUAUAUUAUAUAUUUUUAAUAAUUCUAUAUAGUAAUUACUACUUCUACAUUAUUAUUAAGAUGUAUUUUAUGUCAUUAGAUGUUAACUUGGUGUUCAAAAGACAUAUAGAAUAUAGAUGUUACAACUUAUUAUACUUAGAUAGAAUUGUUAAAACUUGUUUUGUAAUUUUAACAUUCUGUAUAGAUCAUGAAUUUUAAAUUUAAAUGUUUUUGUUAUAAAUGGGAAAGAUGCAACUUGAACAAAUGGUUAUGUUAAUAAUUUAUCGAUUGUAUACAAACUGAAUGAUUAAUUACAGUGAAAACAUGAUAUAAUUUUCAUUGUAUAAAAAAUAUUCUUCUAAAUAAGUACGAGACUGUGAACAUUAAAAAGCAAGGACAAUAGUUUCCUGAGCGUUCAAUCUUUAUAAUUUAUUUAUAAAAUAAAAAUGUGUUUAUAAUUUAUAUACAUUUUAAUUAUUAAUUUAUUGUUAUUGAUAAACAUUGUACUGUAGCUAUUUAAUAUCAUUAAAAAUUGUCAACGACAAUAUCAUUGUAUUUUAAUAUAAUUAUUAAUAUAUUAUUUAUAUAUUAUAUAUAUAAAUAUAUUUAUGUAUUAUACCUAAAUAUAUAUUAACAA